Messenger RNA from Tuber aestivum (summer truffle), 1433 nucleotides. Lineage: Eukaryota; Fungi; Ascomycota; Pezizomycetes; Pezizales; Tuberaceae. The record is from the annotation of a GenBank genome assembly.
AACCACUCGUACCGUGCGUGAUACGGUAGGCGAAUACGAAUUUAAAAUAUGCCUGGAAAUAAUUCUCACAAAGUCGCCCUUGUAAUCGGUGCGUCCAGGGGCAUCGGACGUCAAGUCGCAAUUGAUCUUGCUCGCGCUGGUUACAUUGGUUUGGCACCCUUGCAUGUGCAGCUAUUAUAGCUAUCGCAGGGUGGAAGGUAUCCUCCAUUGGAGGGCUAUGCUAACGGCGCGAUAGUUGUCCUCGCCGCGAAGAGCACAACGGAUGGACCGAAGCCGUACACAUUCCCACCCGAUCCCAACUCUUCCCAGGCGAUUCUCCCUCUCCCCUAGCUCCCCUUUUCGUCAGCCAUUAACCAGCGGAGGUAGUCAACGAUAACCACCGUCGCCCGCGAAAUAUCCGAGUCGGGGGGCACCGCCCUUGCGAUCCCGGUUGACGUCCGCUUCGAAGCAAGCAUUAACUCCCUAAUCCAAGCUACCCUCUCCAAGUUCUCCAAGAUUGAUCUCAUAAUCUACAACUCUGGCGCCAUCUACUGGUCGGCCCUUGACACCACCCCCACAUCCCGCUUCCGGCUUUUGCAGCGGGUUAACCCCGAAGGGUUGUACAUCACUCUGCAGGCCAUCAUCCCGACCUUUAAAAAGCAAGGGGUCGGAAGAAUUGUGGUUGUUUGUCCCCCGAUAUAUUCGAGAUUUUUCCGUGGGAAGACGGCGUAUGCUGUUGGGAAGGUGGGGAUGAGUGUUAUGGUUAAGGGAUUGGCGAUGGAUUGGGAGAGGCAGGGAGAGAAGGGGCUGGGGAUUUGUGGGAUUUGGCCAGCGGUGGUAGGUCAUAUAUCUUUUCCACUGGAUUCGGAAACUGUGAGGUUUAUUUUUUAUAGGCCAUCCAGUCCGGUGCCACAGGGAGGAUAGACCCGAAGCAUCUCCGGAACGCCGUAAGCUACAUCCUCCCCCGUUUACACGCUAGGUAUGAUAUGAAUGACUUACCCAGUUGACAGAGCAUCUUCAGCGACGCUAUCAUAGCGAUGAUCAACGCUCCAGUGAAGACUAUCAACGGGCUUCUAGAUACAGAUGAGGACUUUCUUAGGAAGCAUGAGGGAGUCACAGACUUCUCGAAGUACUCUCUGGUCCCCGGGACCGUUCCCCGUAGAAUGAUGCCGGCGGGGUUCCCGGACUUGACUGUUGCCGAGCAGGAUGAUGAGGGGGACCGGAUCGAUAGUGCAAAGGAGAGGGCUGCAAAGCUUUAAUCAGGCCUGUAAUGAUUAGGUGUGAUUUCAUUCAUUCCUCACGGGUUCAAAGGGUUUCCAAUAGCACCCCCUCAAUGAAGGAUCAUGGAUUUUGGGGGGUUUCUAGUAAAAUUGGGCUGCAAAUAGCCUGCCUACCUUAGUCAAAUAAUGAGCGCUCUUCGUGGGCCGUUCCCAGUGAAUGCCUCUUUUCAUUGG